AUGCCAUUAUGCACGGUUGCCACCAUACUCCGUUUCGUCGCGGCUCGCCGUGCGGGGAGGAAGUUUGGGUGGGAAGAUAUAUUUGCUGCCCUGGCACUGCUCGCGUUUCUUGCCUACGGUGCUUUGGCUAUUGGGGGAUUCGCCGUCACUGGCGGUGUUAGUACCGACGAAUACACGCUCGACAUGGCUGUCACAACGUCAAAGAUGGCGUAUGCCGCAGCUCCUUUCUUCGAGAUCAACCAGCUUUUCGCCAAAGCCAGCUUAUUGGUUCUUUAUUAUAGGAUCUUCGCUACCAACCGGACAUUUGCGGUUUGCACUUGCGUUAUAGCCAUCAUUCAGAUGGCUUGGUUCAUUGCUAUAUUCUUCUCCCUCAUGUUUAUGUGCAUUCCUGUUCACAAGUGGUGGGAUGUGCAGGGCACUGUGGAGGGUUGGUGCAUGAACGACGCAGCCCUGCUAGCCGCGGAGGAGACUAUCAAUUCCGGUGUGGACUUCGCCAUGGUUGCGCUAGCUGUAUUCAUGGUUCGAAAAUUACAGAUGAAACCAUAUUUGAAGAGAAGACUUGCAGCCGUGUUCAUUACAGGCGGACUGUCCGGAAUUCUUGGCUUUGUAAAAAUCGGAGAAGUCUAUGCAAUCCCAGACGAGAAUGGAAGUAUGUAUACAUCACCACAGCUUGCAGCCUAUCUGUAUCCUUUCACUGCUAAAUGGUAUACCUCCAUCGAGUGGCCAAUGUCACCAAUGGAUUUUGGGAUCUACUGCAGAUGGCAUUAA
Molecule: messenger RNA, 768 nt
Organism: Neoarthrinium moseri
Lineage: Eukaryota; Fungi; Ascomycota; Sordariomycetes; Amphisphaeriales; Apiosporaceae
Exons: 3
Coding region: 1-768 (255 amino acids)
Source: RefSeq, a predicted model, not a curated record